UAAAAAAAAAGGAGAGAAAGGCAAAGAAAGCGAACAUCGGGGAACAAGCAGUUGAUGGUUUUUAAAGCCCUGCUGAAAGGAAAAAGAACUGGCUUCAUGGUGUUGAAAUAGUUUAAUUUUUUUUUUACCACUUUUCUUUUGCACUUUUCCUUGCUCCAGGAGGAGGAGGAGGAGGAUAUACAUGUCUAAUAUUUAGACAUGAUGGCAACGUGGACCCAAAGAAGAACGUUUGUCCUUCUUAUUGCUUUUCUAGGACGCUUGGGAACGAUACGGACGCAGGACGAGGAAGAGUUUGAGGGGGAUCUAGAGUCUGAAGGAGUACCCUGCACAUAUAAUGGACAGAUGUACCUAAACAGGGAUAUAUGGAAACCUGAGGUAUGCCAGAUUUGCGUCUGUGACAACGGAGCCGUUCUUUGCGAUAAGAUCCAGUGUCUCGAAGUGUUGGAAUGUGAAAACUCGCAGGCGCCUGUUGGAGAGUGUUGUCCUGUGUGCCCAAACACGGCCCGGAACGGCUUUGAAAGUGCUAUUGGUAGAGGACAGAAGGGUCAAAAAGGAGAACCUGGAAUUGUGCCAGUGGUUACGGGUAUAAGAGGACGGGCUGGACCAGCUGGACCUCCAGGGUCGCAAGGGCCAAGGGGAGCUCGAGGUCCAAAAGGAAGACCUGGUUCACGUGGUCCUGCAGGGUUGGAUGGGGAACCUGGCAUACCUGGACAACCUGGUGACCCUGGGCCUCCUGGGCAACCAUCCACAGGGCCAGAUGGAGUGGGCAGACCGUUUACAUCUCAGAUGGCAGGGCUGGAUGAGAAAUCUGGACUCGCUAGUCAAAUGGGGUUCAUGCCUGGUGCGGUGGGUCCCGUGGGUCCAAGAGGGCCUCAAGGUCUGCAAGGACAACCAGGUGGCGUAGGACCAUCAGGUCCUCCAGGUGAACCUGGAGACCCAGGAUCAAUGGGUCCAGCUGGUGUUCGUGGCCCAGAGGGCCCUCCGGGAAAACCUGGUGAAGAUGGUGAAUCUGGCAGAUCCGGACAGCCUGGAGAAAUUGGAUUCCCUGGAUCUACAGGUGCUCGAGGUUUCCCCGGUGCGCCUGGUCAGCCAGGUUUAAAGGGCCACAGGGGACAUAAAGGACUCGACGGCCCUAAAGGUGAAAUUGGAGCCACGGGAUCUAAGGGGGAAGUUGGUCCACCAGGUCAGAUGGGUGCAACUGGCCCUUUGGGUCCCCGAGGGAUGGCAGGAGAAAGAGGACGUCUUGGGCCACAGGGUGCCCCGGGGGCUCGUGGUUCUCACGGUAUGCCAGGGAAGCCAGGUCCGAUGGGUCCCCUUGGUAUAUCCGGUUCACCAGGUUUUCCAGGCAUACCUGGCAUGAAGGGGGAAGCUGGUCCAACAGGUGCACGUGGUCCAGAAGGCCCACAGGGACAACGAGGGGAAACAGGCCUACAGGGUCCAGCAGGAUUAUCUGGCCUUCCAGGUGCUGUUGGUACAGAUGGUUCCACAGGUACUAAAGGGCCAUCGGGAUCUCCAGGUACUUCAGGUCCACCUGGUUCGCCCGGUCCACUUGGUUCUCCAGGACCACAAGGCAGCACAGGUCCACCUGGCAUCCGAGGACAAAUGGGAGACCCUGGUGUUCCAGGAUUCAAAGGAGAAGCAGGUCCCAAAGGUGAACCUGGUCCACAUGGCCCUCAGGGUCCAAUUGGUCCUGUUGGCGAAGAAGGGAAAAGAGGUCCCCGUGGUGACGCAGGAUCAGUCGGCCCUCUUGGACCUGUGGGAGAAAGGGGUCCUCCCGGAAAUCGUGGCUUUCCAGGUUCUGAUGGCUUGCCGGGUCCAAAGGGAUCUCAAGGAGAGCGUGGUUCGGCAGGGGCUUCUGGCCCUAAAGGAAGCCAAGGUGAUCCUGGUCGCACUGGCGAACCUGGCCUACCGGGCGCCAGGGGUCUUACAGGGAAUCCAGGUGUUUCAGGUCCAGAAGGAAAAUCUGGUCCUUUGGGUGCUCCAGGCGAGGAUGGUCGACCAGGCCCAGCCGGUCCAAUAGGAAUUAGAGGGCAGCCAGGCAGCAUGGGCCUCCCUGGGCCAAAAGGUGGUAGUGGGGAUCCUGGGAAACCUGGAGAAGCAGGCAAUGCUGGUGUUCCAGGGCAGAGAGGAGCUCCUGGUAAAGAUGGUGAAGUUGGCCCUGCUGGUCCUCUUGGUCCACAUGGACCAGCAGGAGAAAGAGGAGAACAAGGUCCCCCAGGUCCUACAGGCUUUCAGGGCUUACCUGGUCUUCCAGGUCCUCCAGGGGAAGGGGGAAAGCCAGGUGACGAGGGAGUUCCUGGUGAUGGUGGAUCUUCAGGUCCUUUAGGUCCAAGGGGAGAACGUGGCAAUCCAGGUGAAAGAGGAAAUCCAGGAGCACAUGGUAUUCAAGGAGAAAAGGGCAUGGCUGGAGGUCAAGGCCCUGAUGGUCCAAAGGGUAAUCCAGGCCCCUCUGGAACUCCAGGAGAUCAAGGGCCUCCGGGUCUUCAGGGAAUGCCUGGAGAGAGGGGCAUUGCUGGAACUCCUGGUCCCAAAGGCGAUAGGGGAAGUAUAGGAGAAAAGGGAAGUGAAGGCACAGCAGGCAAUGAUGGCGCAAGAGGUCUCCCAGGUCCAUUGGGUCCAGGUGGUCCUGCAGGUCCAGCUGGUGAAAAGGGUGAACCCGGCCCUCGAGGUUUAGUUGGCCCUGCAGGCUCUCGUGGAAAUCCUGGUUCCCGUGGUGAAAAUGGUCCAACUGGUCCAGUUGGUUUUGCUGGUCCUCCGGGCCCUGAUGGUCAACCAGGUGUGAAAGGUGAACCUGGAGAGCCUGGGCAGAAAGGAGAUGCUGGAUCCCCAGGACCCCAAGGUCUUGCAGGAUCUCAUGGCCCACCAGGUCCUUCUGGGGUUCCUGGACUAAAAGGUGGCCGUGGUACUAAAGGCCCCCCUGGUGCUACAGGUUUUCCUGGAUCUGCUGGAAGAGUUGGACCCCCAGGAUCUACUGGAGCUCUUGGUCCAGCUGGGCCUAUUGGAGAACCAGGCAAAGAAGGUCCUCCAGGUAUUCGCGGAGAUCCUGGUGCUCAUGGUCGAGUAGGAGAUCGAGGGCCGGCGGGGCCAGCGGGCAGCCCUGGAGACAAAGGAGACUCAGGAGAAGAUGGACAACAUGGUCCUGAUGGCCCUCCAGGUCCUGCUGGAACUACUGGCCAAAGAGGCAUUGUCGGUAUGCCAGGUCAACGUGGAGAGAGGGGCAUGCCUGGGCUACCAGGUCCUGCUGGUACACCAGGAAAGCAAGGUCCAACAGGACCAACAGGGGAGAAAGGUCCUUCAGGGCCCAUAGGCCCUCCAGGUGCCUCUGGACCAGUGGGUGAUUCAGGCCCAGAGGGUCCUGCUGGCAAUGAUGGUACACCAGGACGAGAUGGAGCUCUUGGAGAAAGGGGUGAUCGUGGUGAACCUGGACCUGCAGGCCUUCCGGGUUCUCUGGGUUCUCCUGGCACUCCAGGGCCUGUUGGUCCUACAGGGGAUCCAGGACAAAGAGGUGAACCAGGAUCACGGGGUCCAGUGGGUCCUUCUGGCCGUGCUGGAAAACGAGGUUUACCUGGUCCCCAAGGUCCUCGUGGUGACAAGGGUGACAAUGGAGAUCGAGGUGACAGGGGACAGAAGGGUCACCGAGGUUUCACAGGUCUUCAAGGUCUCCCUGGACCUCCUGGUCCUAUUGGUGAACAAGGCAGCUCUGGGAUUCCAGGUCCAUUUGGCCCUAGAGGCCCUCCAGGUCCAGUUGGACCUUCAGGUAAAGAAGGAAAUUCUGGACCACUUGGGCCAGUUGGACCUCCCGGUGUCAGAGGAACUUUAGGAGAAGCAGGGCCUGAGGGUCCCCCAGGUGAUCCAGGUCCCCCCGGCCCACCGGGUCCCGCAGGACACCUCACAGCUGCAAUUGGUGACAUUAUGGGACACUACGAUGACGGUCUAUCAGAUCCACCGCCAGAGUUUACUGAAGAUGAAGCUGCCCCAGAUGACAGCAAUAAAACAGAUCCAGGGGUCCAUGCUACACUGAAGUCUCUGAGCAGCCAGAUCGAAACGAUGCGCAGCCCGGAUGGAUCCAAGAAACAUCCAGCCCGCACUUGUGAUGAUCUGAGACUGUGCCAUCCAUCCAAAAAGAGUGGAGAAUACUGGAUUGAUCCUAACCAAGGUUGUGUGGAAGAUGCCAUCAAAGUAUUCUGCAACAUGGAAACAGGAGAAACUUGCAUAUCUGCAAACCCAGCUAGUAUUCCACGUAAAACAUGGUGGACUAGUAGGUCAUCUGACUUAAAGCCUAUUUGGUAUGGACUUGAUAUGAAUAGGGGUUCACAGUUUGUCUACGGUGAUAAAGAGUCACCCAACACUGCUGUCACUCAAAUGACUUUCCUGCGCUUACUGUCCAAAGAAGCUGCUCAGAAUAUCACUUACCACUGCAAGAACAGCAUAGGCUACAUGGAUGACCAAGCCAAGAACCUGAAGAAGGCUGUGGUUCUGAAGGGAGCUAAUGACCUUGAGAUUAAAGCUGAAGGAAACAGCCGCUUUAGAUACACUGUCCUUUACGACAGCUGCACUAAACGCAACGGGAACGUGGGCAGCACGGUCUUUGAAUACAAAACGCAGAAUGUGGGACGCUUACCUAUCGUUGAUAUUGCUCCUGUGGACAUUGGAAGUGCAGAUCAAGAGUUUGGAAUCGAGAUUGGCCCAGUUUGUUUUGUGUAAAGGAAAAACAUAGUAAAUAAAUAAAAAAAGGGAAAAAUCUUACCUAUUCAAAAGCAUUGGGAACAACAGCAACAAAACAGAAGAACUUAGACUGAGUGAAGUUAAUCCUGAGACUCUUGAAGUAAUAGCUGAUAUGGAGAUCAGCCUUGUAUAUAACAGUUCUUUCUAAUUCCCUGGCCUUCUUUAGAAUAUUUAUUUUACUUACUUGCAAACCUUCAGUCUACUUGUCCCAAGUCAAUAUUUUAAUGAAGUAAUAGGACUUAAAAGGACAAAUGACCACCCUUUGACGCAAAAUUAACUAACACAUGUUUCCUAACUAUAAAUGAUGAAAAUAAUGUUUUUAUUUGUGGUUUCUGCUCAGCGUAAAUGAGCAUUAUCCAUAUGAUGCAAGUAUUCUAAACAGAUGGAUCUAAGUAAGACAUCCAGUUGUUCACCAAGUCCAACUCAGCAGUGCAGUAUCCUAGAUUGUGACAUUAAUAGUGCAAUCCUAUAUGUGUGUACUCGGAAGUAAUUCUCACUGAAUUCAGUGGGGCUUAUGCCCAGGUAUGUAGGUAUAGGAUUGCUAUUAGAACCCUGCAGCCCAAGAACUGGUUGGCUACAUUUACCUUUUGUUCCAUAUGGACACUUCAGGUUAGCUCAUUGCUGUGGUAAAGGAAGGAGCCUCUCACUUGGCAGAAUUCUCCCUUCUGUGCAAUUCUUAAAGGUAUUGGAGUCCUCUCAGGGACUAGACAUGGGAACCCUCAGGCCCCUAGGCCCAAAGUCUCUAAAGCUCCUUUAUCUUUUCACUUCCUUCUUCUAAUAACAUAAGCCCCUCCUGUCCCCCAUGUGAGCUUUUCCUUUGGAUUUCCUUCAUCUAACACCCCUCAUUUCUGAAUGCCUCUGUUUUUAUAUCCUGUUUAAGAUUCUUCUCUGUCCCUUAGAGUCUUCCUUCCUUGUCUGACUAUUGCCAACUCUGCUGUUACUUCUGCACUCCGCA
Molecule: messenger RNA, 5680 nt
Organism: Elgaria multicarinata webbii
Lineage: Eukaryota; Metazoa; Chordata; Lepidosauria; Squamata; Anguidae
Gene: COL5A2
Product: collagen type V alpha 2 chain
Exons: 54
Coding region: 199-4704 (1501 amino acids)
Biological process (GO): extracellular matrix organization
Molecular function (GO): extracellular matrix structural constituent conferring tensile strength; protein binding
Source: RefSeq, a predicted model, not a curated record